Daphnia carinata is the source of this 1515-nucleotide messenger RNA. RefSeq names its product CD151 antigen-like. The transcript is spliced from 8 exons. Gene Ontology annotation, cellular component: membrane. Lineage: Eukaryota; Metazoa; Arthropoda; Branchiopoda; Diplostraca; Daphniidae. Bases 294 to 1100 code for a protein of 268 amino acids. The record is from RefSeq and is a predicted model, not a curated record.
GGUGGAUGUGUGCACACAAACAGGAUAUUCUCAGCUAGUACCUUGGCAACUUCAGUUUUCAGGCACAAAGAGUCCCCGUGUGAGUGUGUGUCUUGUGUCGCAGUGUCUUCCUACCUCCAGCAUUGAUAGGAAUCAACUGUUGCACUCAUUCCUUUUCAAACUUGCACGACGCUGUUCAAGUAACUUAACUUUCUACGCGGAAAAAGGUGAUUUCAUAACUGUUUUUGGAUUGUUUGGAAAGCAUUCAUCUUGACUUAUCACGAGGCAAACUUGAAGCAAGAAAACAAAACAAAAUGCCGCUCGAUUGCGGAGCUACCGUGGUGAAAUACGUCCUGUGUCUGUUCAACUUUGCCCUUUUUUGGGCUGGAGCCGCUGUUUUAGGAAUUGGGAUCUGGUUAGCCGCCGACCAGAAUUCUUUCCUCACUCUGAUCAAAUUUACUCAAGCUGAAAAUGUGCAGAACUUGGUCCAGCCACAAGUGAUCACCCAGAGUGCCUAUUUGUUGAUUGCGGCUGGGGCUUUCGUCUUCAUCGUCAGCUUCCUGGGCUAUUGCGGAGCCGUCAAAGAGUCUCGCGUCCUUCUUGGAUUGUACGGCGCCUUCGUUUUGGUGAUCGUGGCCUUGGAAAUUACCGCAGGAAGUCUGGCGGCAACUUACCAACAGGAGGCUGAAAAGGAAAUUAAAUCGUACAUGAUGACUGCACUGAAAGAAUAUUAUAGCACUCAACAGGAUGCCGAUGCGCUGACGACUUCGUGGAACUUGAUGCAAGGACAACUAUCAUGUUGCGGCGUCAACAACUUUACUGACUUUGUCGGUACACCGUGGAUGAAAAACAAGACUGCUGGCCACUUGUUGCCCGUUUCGUGCUGUAAACUCCGUGGCAAGUUGAUCGAUUUCCAGCCAGAAGACCCGCGAUGUAUGACGAGCCCCACUGAUGACAACUCGUACCGUAUGAAGGGAUGUUAUUCGCGCAUUAUCGAAUACUUCCAUUCGAAUAUGGAGAUUGUUAUCGGUGUUGGAGUAGGUCUGGGUGUGACUCAAAUCUUGGGCAUUGUUUUCGCCUUUUGCUUAUGUCAAGCUAUUGAUAAUGACUUCAUCAAGUAAAAAACAUAAAGUACCUAAAAUCUCCCUUCAUGACGCAGUUGUUAUCGUAAAAAUCUAAGGAUUUCCUCAUGUUAAAAAAAAAAAACGUAAUCAGAUUGGAAAGUUUGUAAUUCAGCCUAGGAGUAUUUUGAGAUGAUCGGGACCAAGCUAAGAUCUGAUAUCACUAUAUAAAAUCUAUUGUUCAUCUAGCUUUCACUUUAUUUUUCUCCCGCUCCCCUUAUUGUUGUUGUUUUUUUGCGAGACCAUGAUGAAUCGACGAACAAGUGACUAUUCCACCAUAAAAGCCGUACACAUUGUAUAAUAAUAAUAAUGCCUUAUCAUGAUCACGUUAAUAAUGUGUUUUUUUUUCUUUAUUUCAAAGAACAAUUUCAACAACAAAAAAUGAAAAAAAAAAAUACAAUUGAUGUUACCGACA